AUGACCCUGGGUCAAGGCAGCGAUCAGUUCCUCGGUACUCCCAACGGUUACAGCGCUACGUAUCUACCAUCCAGGCUGUUCCAAGCUGUCGGCGCAGGUCGGGGUCUUGUCAAGAAGAUCACAUGGGCCUCGUAUGGCAGCAGACCCGAGUCUUGGUUCUUCGUCUGGGAGCCUGAAGACGGCACAACGCACUUCAUGGUCGGACCUGAUGUCCCAUCAGCGCUCAAAUCCUUCAUCCAGACCAUACAGGAUUCCGAACACCUCCGGUCCGGUCUCCGAGUACAGCUUGGCGCAGCCGAUUCGUUCGUAGCAUGGUCUGGCACGGCAUGGGUAUGUGCGGAUAUCCCAAUUCAGCUCCAAGCCAAGCUACAAGAGGGAAGUUCCGGAUUCCGCGAGGGCAAGGGGAUCACCAACGGCUCAUUGAGGGGAACCUGUACGCUAGACAACGUCCAAUGGAAUGCCAACGGGUCAUACUAUAUCAAGAGCGGGGACCGUCAUCUCUGGAACUUCGAGGCUAAGCUCAUGAGCAUUGAAUGGAACAAGCUUUGGGGAGGCCUGGAACGGGAUGAGCGGAUGCGCAAGAUCAUCGAAGAGCUCGCUUACGUCUUCAUUAGCCCGCAUGCGGAAAACGGCGAGACCUUCGUGUUCAUCAAGAAACACUCGGUAGGGCUGGACGCGCCGUUCGUUGUUGGCUUCGAGAGAGAAGCUAUCCACACCAAUCUAGAACAUACCAACAACACUUCUACACCGAGCAGUUCCCGUUCCGGCUCGGUCAAUGACAACGAGUCCGGUGAAAGCAAGCUUCCUGCGCCCGCGCCCGAACAGCGUGUGCAGCACAUACCGGGAAAGCCAGAGGAGCCUGUACCCUUCCAGUGGGCAACCGUCAAGAAGUCUGGGCGACCGCACAAAGCAGACAAUUGGGAGGUAGAGCUCAGGAAAGGCGACAAAGUCAAGGUCAUCCGCGACGAGGGUCGUGACUGGUUCGUAGUCAUCGACCGGAAGGGUGUCAAGGGUUAUGUGCACGGCUCCUGGAUCAAAUUUGGCGACCUCACAGUGCAUAAAGACUCCAAGGCAGUAUACAUCCAGUUUGAACAAGACCUACAAACGCUCCUCAUACCCGGUCAGCUACAGCGAUUCCCAGCAAUGACAAGCUACGUCGACGAGUGUACCAAGCCGGACUGUCAACCACUCAAGGAAGCCGUCUCGUCAUUGGGGAUCUGCCUUCACGAUCUGUCGGCACUGCUGCAAGGUUCCGGGAAAUACUCGUACGAGUGGCUUAAAGAGACGCGGAAUCUCUGGCACCCGGACAGGUUUGCCCGCUUCUGCCAUGCAGAUCAGGCGGAGGAUCUCAAGCUCAAAGCAGAGCAGAUGUUUGUCAUGUAUGGGAUUCUGAUGGAUGCGACCAAGGCCUAG
This is a messenger RNA of Alternaria incomplexa, 1413 nucleotides long. RefSeq lists its product as uncharacterized. Gene Ontology annotation, molecular function: protein binding. The transcript has 2 exons. Bases 1 to 1413 code for a protein of 470 amino acids. Lineage: Eukaryota; Fungi; Ascomycota; Dothideomycetes; Pleosporales; Pleosporaceae. The record is from RefSeq and is a predicted model, not a curated record.